GUAUCUACUGUCAUUUAUGUCUUUCUUUAAUUUCUUUCAUUCGAUUGAUCGUCGCUGAAUUUUAUUAUGCGACUAUUUCAACUUGUUGUGAUGAACUAGAACAUUCAGUAUUUAUUUAUUUCCUAUUAACACGCUAAAUGGCUAGUGGUGAGUACAAAGAGUAAAAGAACAACUUAAAAUUAUCAACUUGUUGUCCUCGAGUCUAAUGGACCUAUUUCGACAUCUACGUUAUUGAAAACAUUAACCCGAGGAGCUGUAAUGGAAACUAUCUUGAGUGUAUCAACAAGACGGAGAAAAUCAGCAGAGGAAGGAUACAAAUGAAGGUUAAUCGUAUAUAAAAACGUCACUAAAUAGAUAACGAGAGGGAACUGAUUGGUCGUAAAUCGACAGGUUUUAUGUGCGCGUGACGGUGACAUGAGCACAAACAACAAGCGGCGUGGAGCUAGCGGUUCCAGUUGUUCUGUGUCUGGAGUGCCCGCACUAGUGAACGUGCCCACCGCAAUGUCGGCGGACCUAGCGUCGUUGUUCGAAUGUCCGGUUUGUUUUGACUAUGUUUUGCCCCCAAUACUGCAGUGCCAGAGCGGACACCUUGUCUGCUCCAGCUGCCGACCCAAGCUAUCCUGCUGUCCGACUUGUCGCGGCCCUCUCGGCAACAUACGGAACCUUGCUAUGGAAAAAGUCGCUAGUAAUGUAAUGUUCCCGUGUAAACACUCAAAUACUGGUUGCACAGUUACACUGGUGCACACAGAAAAGGCUGAGCACGAAGAGGCUUGCGAGUUCAGACCAUACUCCUGUCCGUGUCCAGGGGCAUCAUGUAAGUGGCAAGGUGGUCUCGACCAAGUAAUGCCACACCUAAUGAUGUCCCACAAAAGCAUAACUACCUUGCAAGGUGAGGACAUAGUGUUCCUCGCCACCGACAUCAAUCUUCCUGGAGCUGUGGACUGGGUAAUGAUGCAGUCAUGCUUCAACCACCACUUCAUGUUAGUACUAGAGAAACAAGAAAAAUUUGAUGGACACCAACAGUUCUUCGCUAUAGUCCAACUCAUAGGCUCUCGCAAGGAAGCUGAGAAUUUUGCGUACAGGCUAGAACUGAAUGGACAUCGAAGGCGUCUCACGUGGGAAGCUAUGCCACGCUCUAUCCACGAAGGUGUCUCUUCUGCUAUCAUGAACUCUGACUGUCUCGUAUUUGACACAUCAUUGGCACAACUGUUUGCAGACAAUGGAAACCUCGGAAUCAAUGUCACAAUUUCUAUUGCCUAAUCACUACUCACAGUCUGUAGUUGUCCUUUAUAAUACCAGCUGCAAUUAUCCAAUAUGUGUUAUGUUGUGUGCCUAGUAUAUUUUUGUGUCAAUAAACUAAUUGAACAAGUUUGUGUAUAAAGUAUUGAUAGAAAAUAAUUUAUGUUAAAAAAAAAUCAAUAUAUAAGUAAUUAUAGUUUUGUUACAGCUGUUUGUAAUAAUUGCCAAUUAUAAUAAUUAAUUUUAAUUGACAUUUUUUUAGUAUUUGUCAACGGAUGAAACCAAAAAUGUUCCUUUUCAUUGUUCAUAGUGUCUGACUGAGCCUUAAAACUCUUGAAGCGUUCUUAAUAAAAUUAUUUCAAAGCAUAUUAAAAUAAAAGCAAUAACUUAGAGUAAAUGUCUGAUUAGUAUUAAAAUUCUUAAGGAAUCUAAAGAUUCUAUAGAUAAUAGAAAAAAAAAGAAACAAAUUCAGUGUAAACACGAAAUUAAUACUUGGUAUUUCCUAUUUACAAAAUAAAGAGGCAAAUAAUAAAAAUAAACAUUAUUAGACAGAUAUUACUAUUUGAAGCCACAUAAUCCCAUAAAAUGAUCAGAGGAAGUCUAUUUUUUUAAUUUUUAACAAUUUUCCUCUUUCCUUUACUCAAUUUUGCAAAUUGCUACUUUGUUAGUUACUCAUGUAUCUCAUAUUGUACCUUAUUGAAAAUUCUCAAAGUCAUCGUUGUUUGCUGACUAAAAAUUUUUAUUUAUUAAUUAAUAUGACUUCUAUUUGAAAUGAUUUAUAUUAUUUAACAUUAUAAUAAAUUAUUAGACAAGGCCAUUAUUGCCUAUAAAUUUUGAUCAUGCCUCACCUCUUAAAGAAAGGCGACGUAUGGAGAGGGGCACAGUAUAAGCAAGUGUCCUAUUACCUUGCUCAUUACAUUAUACAUAUAAAGGGUCAAACCACUACAUUAAGUGCAUAUAUUUUCUGCUGUUAUUGACUUUAAAGGUGGAAACAGGACUCACCCAUAAGCCGCGACUUAUUUGAAUGAUUUACUUUAAACUAGCAAAUAUAAAUAGCUAAUUAGAUUUACUCGCUGAUUGAAAAUUGUAUAUUAAAAUUGACAGAUUAAUAUAAACCUAAUGAAGACACUGUAUAACUGAACUGCAUGAUUCGUAUUUCUGCUGCCAAGCAGCUGUGCUAGAUAGCCGAGUUUCAUAGUAGUGAAAUUAAAGGGCACGAAGGUUUAACACCCUAUUUCUUAGGAAUGGCAACACAGGUGCGUAGUGAGCGUCGCAAUGUGUUUAUUAUGCCCUUGUAUGGCUUCACUAUCCGUAAAUUGAGUAAUUUGCCGCAUUUCGCAACUUGUUUGCCAUUAAAAAAUAAUGCAUUAACUCCCCGAUCCACGCAUCGGCAACCAGGUGCUCUACCAUGAAAUGAAAUUUCGGGCUCAAUUUCGUGUUUUUGUUCGUACCGAAAUCGACCCUGUAAAUGGAGCUUAACAUUUCGUUCAUCAUAAAUCCUAUCCUAAUAGUCCAGAGGAACGAUAUUUAAACAUUUUUAAUAAUUUUAAACGGCAUGUAUUAUGUAAUUUUAACAUCAGAUUUCUGUUUCGUUCGUCCCAGAAAUUUCGGAAAAUAUUUCAUGGUAGGCCCUCAGUAAUAGGUCUUCAGUCGGACAUUUUUUUUUCUGUACAUUGUGUGUUCGUUAGAAUUAAGUAGAAAUUGAAAUUCUCGAUGUAAAUGCCUUGUGAAUGUUGUUUACGAUGAAACAUUUUAACAUCUCGCGAGAGAUAGUGAUUUUAUUUAUUCCAAAUAAAGAACAAAAAUAUAAACUAACAUUUAUAAUCAUUAUGUAUAUAAAUGCAUGAAAUCAUUGUUAAAGAGUUCUUAAACAACGUUGUGAUGUCGCUUCGUAAUGGUGCUCCCAUACUAGUGAACAAUUUAUCUAUCUUUAAGCCAAGUCCAUUGUGGGUAAGGCAGAGAGGUAGCGUCAAAAAAAGGUCUGGAGAUUCACACAGCCUCAUCCAGUCCCAUACUAAACAGAACUUGACAAGUACUGCUUAGUAUGAGUUUGCAUUAUUUAUUACUUUUUGUAAAUAUACAUUAAACCUAAUUAUUAAGGAGACACCUAGACAAAUAUAAACGAACAAAUUAACAAAUAUAAAUAUUUGUAUUACGUAUAAAUCGAAUGCCAUCGGAUGGGCCAUAAUACUAUUUUUAGUGAAUCUUCAGACCUCUUAAAUGUUCCAUCUGUUAAAUUCCAACUUUAUAGUUUAUUUUGUAAUUUAACUAGUUGCCAAUGAAGCUAUAUUUAGCUUUCGUUUCUCAGGCAGUAAUUUCAAAUCAAUAUAUUUUUAAUAAAUUGUAACAUUUUUUUAUGUGUAUUCUAUAUACAUUUGUAUAUUCAGUUUGGGAGCACCAUGAGACUAUACAGGGUGUAACAUAGUUUAUAACAAUCAAAACAAAACUAAUUUUUACCCAAGGAACAUGGGUAUAAAUUAAGUUCAAUUUAAAUAAUAUCAAGAGUUGAAGAAAAAUAGGAUCAGUGGAAGAAAUUUAAUAAUAAUAAAAUAACAUUAUAAGAACGCCCUUGAUUCUCAUAGAAAAAAAAAUACAGUCGAAAUAUAUUUUUUUAGAUAUAUUACGAGAUACCUAACCAAUUUCGUUGGUUCUUUUUGCAAUGGAAAGAGUUUAUUGCCUUAUUGAUGUCACGAUCAAAGUCGUUUCUUUUUUAAACAAAAUCUUAAAAUUUUUGAACCUAUUACACAUAUUGUCAAGUAUUUUAUUCAUCGAGAUUUACGAUUUGGGGUCCUCGCAAAUAUUACUUAGAUUUAUAAAUGAUACUGAUAAUUAAACUGAAAUACUUUCUGUUACACCCUGUAUAUAACUCUGUAUGCUGGCUACGAUUGAGGUACUACGUGGUCACAAGUGGACUGAAUAGGCUAAGAAUGUAUUUAAAAAAAAAAAAGGUUGUCAAAUAAUUUUGUUAUCUUCAAAUGUGUCUAGACUUUAACGAGUAUUCCAUUUUUAAAUAUCUCAAGUUAAUUACUUUUAAGUUUUGGCAAAGGGCUAGUGUUGUACAUUGGGCGUUUUUAUUUUUUAUCUUGCACGAUUUAUCGUGACCAAGAUAUUAUCAUGCAGUUCCAUGAUAUAUCGUGCAAUUGAACACUAAUAAUUUACCGUUAACGGCCACGAUAUUACCACAUUUUCAACCGACUUCAAAACUAGCUUAUCAAUUUGUGUAUAGUGUCACAGGUUUUUAUGCCUGAAAAAGCCUCUCUAAUAAUAAAAUACCUGUUUUCACAUUUCGAACGUAGAAAACAUUUCUAAAUUCUAAUCUCUAAUAACUCUCACUUAUAUCUAAACACAUUCUAAAUUUUGAUUUUUAAAUAACAAAAAAAAUAAGUUCAGAUUUGCAGAAAAUAUUGCUUAAAACAUGUUAAUAAAUAGGUUUAAAAUAAAAAUUAAACAUUCAGUGAAAAUCGAAACAUAUUCCAUUUUUAAAUCAACUGUAAAAAAAAUGCAUAUAAUUUCCUCUUAAAGUUAGGAAAUCUCCCUAGGAGGUGGGCAGAACUCUGCUUACCUCACACAUGUUUAAAAUUUGUGUAUAUACACACUGCAUUCCCUUAAUUGCCGUCACAUUCCUACAGGGAGCAUAAGUGUUCUACGAUAUCUCCGUAAACCAUGCAUGUACGCAGAGUUGUCACGACAAUCCUAUAGGAAAGCCUAAGUUUAGCACGGAAAGUUUACGGCGGUGCUAAAUAGCGUCUCCAUAAUAAUGCAUACAUUUUGCUCUCCCACUGUAUCGUGACGGUAAAAUCAUACGAUAUCGUGAAGCUCUAAGGAAAAAUAUAAAAACGCCCACUAUGCCAUUUCAAUUUGAAAAUGGAAUUCUUUGCCACUUGAUUCGACUAGGCCACUAGAUUAAUUCCAAAUACAAAAGGAAACCAUAUUCAACUCAAUGGUAUUGAACUGUGAGUUUAAUUUUAAAUAUCAAUAUUGAUCAGUCUUAAUAAUUGAGAGGUUUCGUAUAAAACCUUUUUCCUUGCUCUGUAAUUGUAUAGAAAAGAGCGUCGAAAGAGAAUGCUAAGUACCAUUUUUAACCUAAGGAAAUAAUGAAUAGUACAUAUUAUUUCCAUGUUUUAAAAUUAACAAUUGAAGUGUCUAUGGUACUUAUCAUUUAAGAAACGGCAAAGAAAAGAAAUAUGAAUGAAUCUGUAUAUAAUUAAUAGAAAUUAAUUUCAACUCUGACAUCAGACGGAUUCGUAGAGCUCAAUGGUUUUUUUUUUCUAUGGUCUACACCAUGAGGUUGAUAUCAAUGGGUAACUUUAUAUGAAAUUAAUUAUCGUAUCGAAACGUUAGUAUCUCUAAAUUUUGUCGGUUUUAAAUAAUGAAUGAGGGAUUUGUACAAAAGUCGAUUGCUUGAGUACCUCUGUCCCAUUCGUGUUUCAACCGUGAAGCAGUUGUUUGCAUGGCUGUGUUUCGGUUUGAAAGGUGGGAUAUGGCGUGAAUUUACUGGGUACAGACGGAAUAACACACGAGUCCUCAGGAAUGGGAACGCAGGUGGGAGGUAUCAUGGCAGAAACAGUAUACUGUUAUGUCCAUGGUACAGCUCAUGUCUAUAGGCGACGGUUACCACUUUCCAUCAGGUGGGCCGUCAGCUUGUUUUCUUUUCUAAGUUGUAUAAAAAAAAUAUAUAAAUCGGGAUAUUCCCGUAAUUGUCUAUUUCACCGAUAGAUUAUGCAAUUAAGUAAAUAUUGAACAGUAAUAGAAAAUACCUAGUCAAAUCUAGAAUCUACCUCGAGUCUAAAACAUUCACGAAGUAAACUCAUGCUUCCGACAAUUGGAGAAACAGCGUGUUUAAUUGUCAUCGAAAAUCCUUACUUCCUUAUACUAAUAUAAAUGUUAGUUUGUUUAUUACCUUAUAGCGACAUAACAGCUUCUUUUUUUUUUAUGCAACUUAGAAUGGCAAACAAGCUGACGGUCCACCUGAUGGAAAGUGGUAACCGUCGCCUAUAAACAUGAGCAGUACCACGGACAUAACAGAGUAUAGUGUUUCGCCCAUGAUACCCCCCAUGCGUUGCCAUUCCUGAGGACUCGGAUGUUAUUCCUCUGUACCCAGUAAAUUCACGCCAUAUCCCACCCUUCAAACCGUGCACCACAGCCAUGCAAACACAACUGCUUCACUAUAAAAUUUGCUAUACACGAAACUAUAUGGGAAUGAAGGAUAUAAGCUAUUUUUUAUCCCGUUCACGCGGAAAAUUAAAACUAGUAAUAAUUUUCGACAGCAAAUGUAAUUAUAUCAACCUAAUUGUCUACGACCCUCUUAAUAUUAUAUUAGGGGUAUUGGUGGAUAUAGGUUAGCUGAUAGCUUCAUUUUAUUCGUACAAAACAUGUUACUUAAUUGUAGUUCGUCUAAUUUCUGGUAUUCCAACUUAUUUCUUUAUCUCCUACGCUACGAGCAUCAUACGUUCAUGUUACCUCUGAUGGGAGAUAGUAUUCUAAAUAUUAUCAAAUUAUAUAUCAAAUAAAAAAAAAUCUAGUUGAAAUAAAUUUUUGUAAUAUA
Molecule: messenger RNA, 6784 nt
Organism: Galleria mellonella (greater wax moth)
Lineage: Eukaryota; Metazoa; Arthropoda; Insecta; Lepidoptera; Pyralidae
Product: E3 ubiquitin-protein ligase SIAH1A-like
Exons: 1
Coding region: 415-1260 (281 amino acids)
Biological process (GO): multicellular organism development; proteasome-mediated ubiquitin-dependent protein catabolic process
Cellular component (GO): cytoplasm
Molecular function (GO): ubiquitin conjugating enzyme binding; ubiquitin protein ligase activity; zinc ion binding
Source: RefSeq, a predicted model, not a curated record